Messenger RNA from Daldinia childiae, 1173 nucleotides. RefSeq lists its product as uncharacterized. The transcript is spliced from 5 exons. NCBI's taxonomy places the organism in Eukaryota, Fungi, Ascomycota, Sordariomycetes, Xylariales, Hypoxylaceae. The record is from RefSeq and is a predicted model, not a curated record. The coding region runs from base 1 to 1173 and encodes 390 amino acids.
AUGACCGAAUUUGUGGUAGCGGAGGAGCCUUCGAUGGAUCUCCCGGUUAUCGAUCUAGACAUCUACCGAAACAACCCGGAAACUAGUCCGGAGGUACAGGAAGAAUGCUUACGCGCAGCCCGGGCGCUCGCAACGUACGGAGCGUUGGUACUACACGACUCGCGGGUGUCAGAAUCAGACAACGAGGCGUUCUUAGACCUACUGGAAGACUACUUCGCACAACCAGCUGAACUUCUACGGCGUGACGAGCGGCCGGAGCUAGGCUACCAAGUCGGCGUUACACUUGAAAAUACCGAAAAGCCCAAGUGUGCCGUCGACGAACCAUGCCUACACGUUAUCGAGCGCCUAGCCCCGGAGGAGCGACCCCUUGACAUCAGUGGUCAUCAACCGGAUCCCAAAUGUCGCUUUUUUUGGCGCAUGGGCGAGCCCGCGCCUUACACUACGCAAUUCCCGGGCCUGAAUGCCGAGAACGUGAUUCCGGAUGCCCCUGAAAUCAAGGAGAGAUGGACGCCCGUUAUGGAGACGUGGGGAAAGAGUAUGAAGAGCGCUGUUUCGGGGGUCGCCGAGAUGGCCGCCAUUGGUAUGGGACUCCCCGCCGAAACUUUUACAGACGCUGGGCGAUAUGGCCCACACCUUCUAGCCCCAACAGCAUCCGACCUUGAGAAGUUUGGGCAAAAGGACACCAUCUUGGCUGGUUUCCAUACUGAUUUAAAUUUCUUAACGAUUCACGGGCGUUCCCGAUAUCCGGGACUCCACAUAUGGGCACGAAACACGGGUCGACGUAUCGCUGUCAGCAUCCCGCGUCCCUCUGCCUCCUCGUCAGGAAGCUACUUGCUUGUACAGGCUGGGAAGCAGCUUGAGCACCUAACGGGCGGACUGGUGAAGGCUGGAUACCACGAAGUAGUGGUUAAUUCGUCUACGCUCAACACGGUUGCCGCACGGCGGCGGGAACAUCCCGACCGGCCCCUCGUACGCAUUAGCAGCACCUUCUUCUGGCACCUAAGCAGCGAUUAUGACCUAGAGCCUAUUCCUACCCUAGCCGCCCGAGCUAGGGAUGUGCGCGCUGCUAACUUUAACCUUGGUCGCGACGAGGGAGACGAGGUUGAGUACGCGCCUAUGAAAGUGGGACAGCAGGUUCAAAAUGAGCUAAAGCACAUCGCGCUCCUAACGUAA